AAAAAUAAUCUUAAACCCUCUUUUAACCCCUUAUCCAAUAUAUCAACCAAACUUGGCAAAAACCUGUCUCUACUUCACUAAAAAUGGUGGCCACAAAGCUUCUCCAUCUCAAACCAAGCUCUUUUCUUCCUUUCUCAAUCUUCUACCCCAAACUCUUCCCUUUCUCUCUUCCCAAACCCUCAUUUCUUUCUCUCUUCUCUUCCAACCAAACCCAAACUUUCUCUUAUGGCCCUUCUCUUCAUAAAGGCAAAGUCCCACCCAAAACCCCGUUUGAGACCCAAACUCAAAUUACCCAUCAAUCAGAAGAAGAAGAAGAAAACUCCUUUGAUGAACAGCGAUUCACUAGAAUUUUUCAUCUGGCAGCCCUCCGUGUCCCUGCAAAUGACUGUUUUGCCCUUGAGAACCGUCUCAGGGGUCACCUCUUGAACUGGCCAAGAGUUAAGAACAUUGCCAGGGUUCCAGGAGACGAAAUCGAAGAAGAAAUGAUGACCCUUUUUGAUAAAAGAAAAGAUGGCGAAGAGAACGAUGAGGAGGAGGAGGAGGAUGGAGAGAUUGAAUCUUUGGUUUUGUAUAGGGAGAAGUUGGUGAAGGAGUUUAACUAUAGGGGGUUUGUAAAGUUUAAGAAUUUGGCUAAGAUUUCGAGGCCGGGGAAGAAGAAAAGGAAGGAAAAGAAAUGGGAUGAGGGAAGGAAAGGAAAUGAGAGGAAAGAGUUUUCCAUUGUGGAAGUUUUGGAGGAGGAAGGAGAAGGAGGUGAGGAGGAAAUGAAAGGGUUGUUAGGAGAGGAGUUUAAAGGGGGGAGGAAAUGGAAGGGUUCAACAAGAUUGUUGCUUUUGGAUGAGAGGUAUGGGGAUAAAAGAUUGGAGGAGCUGCCUCAAGCAAUUAAGGCUGUAUUGGUUGAAGAAACCAGGGAGAAUAGAGCAUCAACUAUAGAGCUUGUGAGGUGCAAGCUGACUCUGUUUUAUGAUUAUUGGCAGAUGAAUGAGAUCUUGGAGGCCCUGUUACCAGAGGGCAUAAUUAUCCCUUCAGCUUUUGAGACAGUCGGUCAUAUUGCGCACUUGAACCUGAGAGAUGAACAUAUACCAUACAAGAAUGUUAUAGCAAAGGUGGUUCUGGACAAAAACAAGCCAAAAAUACAAACAGUUGUAAAUAAGAUUGAUGCCAUUCAUAAUGACUACAGAACAAUGCCGCUUGAGGUUUUAGCCGGGAAUUGCUCCUUGGUGACUACAGUAGUUGAGAAUGGACUGCGAUUUCAUGUUGAUUUAGCAACAGUGUAUUGGAAUUCACGGCUGGCAACCGAGAGACAGAGGCUUCUGAGUUCCUUCAAUCGCAAUGACGUCAUCUGUGAUGUAUUCUCUGGGGUUGGUCCAAUUGCUAUAUCUGCUGCUAAGUUAGUAAAACGCGUUUAUGCUAAUGAUUUGAACCCUUUUGCGGUUGAUUAUCUUGAAAGAAACAGUGUCCUUAACAAACUGGAGAGGAAGAUUAAGGUCUUUAACAUGGAUGGAAGAAGGUUCAUCAACGCUAUGUUUUCUAGUGAGAAAGCUCAUUCCAUCACACACGUAGUAAUGAAUUUGCCAAAUGAUGCAGCAGAAUUUCUAGAUGCAUUCAGGGGAGUAUACAGAGGACAACCUAGAGAUAAAGAAUUCAACUUCCCAAUGAUUCAUGUUUAUGGAUUUUCUAAGGCUCGAGAUCCUGAGUUCGACUUUCAUGAGCGGAUGCGAAUCGCCUUGCAAGAGGUUGCGGUUAACGUCGAUAUGCGUAGGGUACGGCUUGUUGCACCUGGAAAAUAUAUGUUAUGUGCAUCAUUUAAACUUCCUGAGAGUGUAGCCUUUGCAAAAUGUAUGAUCAAUUUGUAAAACAGAGAAUGUCAAU
Durio zibethinus is the source of this 1869-nucleotide messenger RNA. RefSeq names its product Met-10+ like family protein. Gene Ontology annotation, cellular component: cytoplasm. Gene Ontology annotation, molecular function: tRNA (guanine(37)-N1)-methyltransferase activity. Lineage: Eukaryota; Viridiplantae; Streptophyta; Magnoliopsida; Malvales; Malvaceae. Gene Ontology annotation, biological process: tRNA N1-guanine methylation. The record is from RefSeq and is a predicted model, not a curated record.